UCCGUCCGCGCGUGUGCCUCCGUGUGUGUCUCUCCGUGUCUUUGUGAGCCGGCGAGUGUGAGAGAGGAGGUGCCCCCCAAGUGCGAGUCGCCGUGUGCAGGAGUCUGAUGGGUGGCUUCGCGGGCUGGGAGGGGUGGGCUCCGGCAGCGGUCCCAUUCCCCACUCCCCUCAGGGUUUACACUACUACCGGGGGGAAAAAAAGAAAGAAAGAAAAGGUCGGUUUCUUUUUGCUUCCUGCAGUCUUUCGCCUUUUGGGUUGAAAUAACCCAAACUCCUAGAUUUCAAGGAUUUCCCCCCUCCCCCGCCAUGAACUCUCCUUACUGUUCUCCGAACAGAUAAUUUUUCUUUUUUUUUUUUUUUUAAAUGAGAAGCGUUAUUUAGCUUUUGCACCCCGCCCCCCGCCUUCUCUAAUUGCCAUGUAGCAGGCAUGAGGUUAAAGGAUAAGCUAGCCCAGAAGGAUGCUGUGCUACGGUAUUUAUUUAUUUUGAAAGGAAGGGUGUAAUUAACCCUAAAUAACAGCCCUGGUAGCCUGCAGAGGGGAGCCUCCUGGCCCUAUCAAAGGCCGGCAGAACAGGGAGGGACUCAGGCUGACAUGAAGUCACAGAUACCGAAACUAUGUGCCUGAUAAUGAUAUAAUUAGGGGAUCAGAGAUUUCUGACUGCUGCGGACUUCAAAAGCUUUAAAAGAACCAGCAGUCUCUCCUGUAGCCAUCUUGACUAAAGCAGACAUUUUUGUUUAAUCACUACAUACAGUAACAAGAAAGGGGGGGAAACAGAAGAGCAUUGUUCACUGUUUCCAAAUACCAGUCCCCUUUCUGGGCCUUUUGCAUGCCACAGGAAGAAAGUUUAUGAAACGACAGAAAUAUAGUUUUAAUACAGUAAUACAAAAGUCCAUUCAACUUGUUGAAAUGUGGCUCCAAUUAAAAAAAAAAGUUGUUAGAACUUUCGUAGUUACCUGUCAAAAUUGGAUUAGACUGUUUUAGGUCAUUGAAAAUACAGUAUUUUAAAUAGGAUCUCAUAAACAUUUUACUCUUUUUUUUUUUUCAUUCGGUGCUCUUUUUCUGCACUGGGCUUGAGGUGCAUGGGAUCAAAAUGGACUUUGAAUCUGGUUUAUUUCUACUUUAAAUCUGUUGGUGGAAUUAGUCAGGCUAGGGAUACGUAGUCAUCACCACAUAAGACUGGUGAGCUUUGUGCAAAGCAUCGAGUAAUCUUGGAAAGAGGAGCGAGAACCUCUAAAAAGCAAGGUUCCAACUUGAAGGUCUUCCUGGAGAAGGGACUUCGGCCCAGAGUGGGACAGACCAGGGAGCCCGCCAACCGACGCUAGAGCAGGACCUCCAGCUUUGGACAGUUAAACUCAAAUUGCCAGAGAUCUGUGAUUAGCUGGAAGAUAUUUUUCUGUUUUUGUGUGUUUUUUUUUUUUUUAAAGAACGAAAGCAUUAGCGUCUGAUGAAAACUCGAGCAUACCAUACAGUGGCCUGGAAUUUGGACAGAUAAUUAAAUGAGACACCUCACUCAGGCGUUCACAUUCGCAGAGAGGAGGAGGAGGAAGAAAGGAGAGGGUCUAUAAAACCACAGUCCCUGGUGUUUAAUUUCAGAGCCGGGGUUUCAGUAACUACUAGAACUUCUGAUCGGGAAGCGGGGAAAAGGUGAAAUCAGAUGCUACUGUGAUGCUGCCCACUGCGUGGCAACCGGCUAUAUGUGUAAAUCCGAGCUGAACGCCUGCUUCUCGAGGCUUCUCGAUCCGCAGAACACAAACUCCCCGCUCACCCAUGGCUGCCUGGACUCUCUUGCAAGCACAGCAGACCUCUGCCAAGCCAAACAGGCCCGAAACCACUCUGGCACCGCCGUGCCCACAUUGGAAUGCUGUCACGAAGACAUGUGCAAUUACCGAGGGCUGCACGAUGUGCUCGCCCCUCCCAAGGGGGAGGCCUCAGGACAAGGAAACCGCUCUCCGCACGACGGCGGCAGGAGCCUCAUCACCAGAGUGCAGGAGCUGACUUCCUCCAAAGAGCUGUGGUUCCGGGCGGCCGUGAUCGCCGUGCCCAUCGCCGGCGGCCUCAUUCUGGUGUUGCUGAUCAUGCUGGCCUUGAGGAUGCUCCGGAGUGAGAACAAGAGACUGCAGGAUCAGCGGCAGCAGAUGCUGUCCCGUUUGCACUACAGCUUCCACGGACACCAUUCCAAAAAGGGGCAGGUGGCCAAGUUGGACUUGGAGUGCAUGGUGCCGGUGAGCGGCCACGAGAACUGCUGCCUGACCUGUGACAAGAUGAGACAAGCGGACCUCAGCAACGACAGGAUCCUCUCGCUCGUCCACUGGGGCAUGUACAGCGGGCACGGGAAGCUGGAGUUUGUAUGAUGGGGUCUGACCCCAAACCGAAGUUCUUGGACGCUGGAAGGCUUGGGGUUCUGCUGGACAGGAGCACUUUAUCUGCAGAAAAAGGAACUCACCGAAUCACCUUUGAGAGACGGAAUGACCUCUGCAAACAGAAUCUUGGAUAUUUCUUCUGAAGGAUUAUUUGCACAGACUCUUAAAUACAGUCAAAUGUAUUAUUUGCUUUAAAAUUAUAAAAAGCAAAGAGAAGACUUCAUACACACUGUUACCAGGGUUUUGCGUCUGAGCGAGCUGGAAUUGAGUACCUAAAUAAACUAAAAUGUGCUCUGUGUAAGCUCCAACAUCUUGAUUUAUUGUAAAGAUUUAAAAAAAAAUAGAUAUAUAUAUAUAUUUUGUCUGAAACUUAGCGGUGUCUUGUCAUAAAUUAAAAACCAAGUGGGAAGUGUAAGAAACUUCAUGUUAAUUAUACAAAUGAAGUUCUGUUGUCGCUCAACUAUAGGAUUUGGCUUGAUUUUUGUUUGUUUGCUUUGUUUUGCUUUGUUUUUUUGUUUGUUUGUUUGUUUUUGGUAUUUAAAUAAGACCAAGAUCUUGUUUGUCCUUACCUGCAUAUUUGUAGUUUUCUUACAGUGUGGAGAAUUUCCAACUGUGUCCUGCCCAUCAUUCGGUGUCUUACCCACAUGUUUUUGUUAGGUGUUAGGAUAACCCUGGUUUUUAGCUUUCACCUAUGAGAAAUCCUAAACUUUUUUAGACCAGGUGGAUAUGGUGGAUCAGUGUCUAGAGCUGAGAAAAGGUCAUAUUCAUCAACUUCAGUUGCUCUGAAAUGCUUUUUAAAAAUGUGUCUACCUCCAACCAAAUAAGAAAAACCAAACCAAGUCCGCUAAACGAAACUUCUCGUAGUUAGUCACUGUCUACUUUUACUACGUUUGGAUUGAUUUACCAUAUCAGUUGGCUUCUGUCUCAGACCAAUUUAAGUAUUUUGGAUCCCAAAUUAGCCAAAUUCAAUUGUGUUAUGCUCCUAGUUUUCAAACCUUCCUUCAAUGCAGUGUUAUACUAAUAUAUAUUUUUUUCAGUGUUUAGAAAGGGUUUCAAUACUGAGGGUUAUUUGUAUCAACUGAGAUUUAAAGAACACUAGGGUCCUAUGCCCCCCCACAUCGACUUCAGCCACUGACACACUGAGUAACAGUGUUUUCACUCCUGUAGGACCUUCUGUCUGGCAAGACUGCUCAGCCUGAAUUCAAACCCAUGCCAUGUUUGUGUACUUUCCCCCCCAAAUAGGUCUUUGUUAUCCUAAACGUGAGAAGAAUUUGCCACCUUGGAUUCUUUUUUUCUUCUUUUCCUGAUUCUUUUGUAUAUUUGAAACUUCUGCUUAAAAAUGAACCUCUAGUCUGCAUAUGUGAGGAUGGGGUUUUCUUUUACUGAGUGUUAAAAGAUUGUGUGUGUGCAUAUUUGGGGGGUUAUUUUACGAUAAGCAUAAUUGGGGUCCUUUAAGACAGAUGCAGUUGCCAAGUUCAUGGGAGAAUCAGAUUCGAAAUGACUAGUCUAAAAAAAUGAGUACCUAGAUUAUCCAAUAAUUAAGAGGCCACAGCCCCAUACAAAAUAGGCUAUGGAAUAAAUACACAUUUUAAUAAAUGA
This is a messenger RNA of Neogale vison (American mink), 3960 nucleotides long. RefSeq names its product BMP and activin membrane bound inhibitor (gene BAMBI). Gene Ontology annotation, molecular function: frizzled binding. The transcript has 3 exons. The record is from RefSeq and is a predicted model, not a curated record. Gene Ontology annotation, biological process: negative regulation of transforming growth factor beta receptor signaling pathway; transforming growth factor beta receptor signaling pathway; positive regulation of canonical Wnt signaling pathway. Bases 1696 to 2352 code for a protein of 218 amino acids. Lineage: Eukaryota; Metazoa; Chordata; Mammalia; Carnivora; Mustelidae.